Molecule: messenger RNA, 1895 nt
Organism: Eubalaena glacialis (North Atlantic right whale)
Lineage: Eukaryota; Metazoa; Chordata; Mammalia; Artiodactyla; Balaenidae
Product: free fatty acid receptor 3-like
Biological process (GO): G protein-coupled receptor signaling pathway; cellular response to fatty acid
Cellular component (GO): plasma membrane
Molecular function (GO): G protein-coupled receptor activity
Source: RefSeq, a predicted model, not a curated record
GCUUCUCGCACCCUGAGCAAGUGCUGAAACCAGUCUGUGACUCUGGGAGCCCCCUUUCCCGGGCCCUGAGACCUGAGGGCAGGGAGCCAGUGGCGCGCACGAGGGGCCCCAUGGACCUGCCCCCGCAGCUCUCCUUCGCCCUCUACAUGGCCGCCUUCGCCCUGGGCUUCCCACUCAACGCCCUGGCCAUCGCAGGCGCCGUGUCCCACGCCCGGCUGCGCCUCACCCCCAGCCUGGUCUAUGCCCUCCACCUGGGCUGCUCUGACCUCCUGCUGGCGACGUCUCUGCCCCUGAAGGCGACGGAGGCCCUGGCCGGGGGAGCCUGGCCCCUGCCAACCUCACUCUGUCCUGCCUUCGCCCUGGUCCACUUCGCUCCGCUCUACACGGGCGCCGGCUUCCUGGCCGCCCUGAGCGUCGGCCGCUACCUGGGAGCCGCCUUCCCCUUGGGCUACCAAGCUGCCCGGAGGCCGCGCUAUUCCUGGGGCGUGUGUGUGGCCAUAUGGGCCCUUGUCCUCUGUCACCUGGGGCUGGUCUUUGGGUUGGAGGCUCCGGGAGGCUGGCUGGACAAUACCACCAGCUCCCUGGGCAUCAGCACGCCAGUCAACGGCUCUCCGGUCUGCCUGGAGGCCUGGGACCCGGCCUCGGCGGGCCCUGCGCGCUUCAGCCUCUCUCUGCUGCUCUUUUUUCUGCCCCUGAUCAUCACGGCCUUCUGCUACGCGGGCUGCCUCCGGGCGCUGGCCCACUCAGGCCUGAGCCACAGACGGAAGCUAAAGGCGGCCUGGGUGGCUGGCGGGGCUCUGCUCACACUACUGCUCUGCUUGGGACCCUACAAUGCCUCCAACGUGGCUGGCUUCCUGCACCCCAGCAUCGGAGGCUGCUGGCGGAAGCUGGGGCUCAUUACAGUGGCCAUGACCAUGAACACCAGCUCAGACCGGUCCUUCUUCCCCGGCAAUCACUGGCUCUACUUCUCCGUGUACCUCUUCACCUUCCUCUUGGGGCUUCCCCUCCACCUGGUGGCCCUGGUGAUCUUCGUGGGCAAGCUGCAGCGCUGUCCGGUGGCCGUGGACAUGCUCUCGCUGAACCUGACCUUAUCGGACCCGCUCCUGUUGCCCUUCCUGCCAUUCCGCGUGGUGCAGGCAGCGAGCGGCACGCGCUGGUCCCUGCCCUUCAUCUUCUGCCCCUUCUCCAGAUUCCUCUUCUUCACCACCAUCUAUCUCACGUCCCUCUUCCUGGCAACUGUGAGCGAUGAGCGCUUCCUGAGCGUGGCCUACCCAGUUUGGUACAAGACCCGGCCAAGGCCGGGACAGGCUCGCCUGGUCAGCGGGGCCUGCUGGCUCCUGGCCGCUGCUCACUGCAGUGUGGUCCAUGCCAUUGAAUUCUCGGGGCGCUCCUCCCCCACCCAGGGUAUCAACGGGACCUGCUACCUGGAAUUCCGGAAGGAUCAGCUGCCGGCCUUUCUCCUGCCUGUCCAGCUGGAGAUGGCUGCGGUCCUUUUUGGGGUGCCCCUGCUCAUCACCAGCUACUGCUGUAGCCGCCUGGUGUGCAUACUCGGUAAGGGAGCCAGCCAGCGCCGGCGGAAGAGGCUGGCAGUCGCAGCGGCCAUGCUGCUCAACUUCCUCGUCUGCUUUGGGCCCUACAACAUGUCCCAUGUUGUGGGCUACAUCCAGGGUGAAAGCCCCAAGUGGAGAAGUUACGUGCUGCCCCUCAACACCCUGAAUUCCUGUGUUGACCCCCUUGCCUACUAUCUCUCAUCAUCUGGGUUCCAAGCUGACUUCCGGGGGCUGCUGGGGAGGCUGACUGGAGCCUGUGGCCCUUGGUGGCAGGAAGGCAGCGUGACACUGCAGAGUGAAGGAGAGGGGCCACCGCAGGAGCUGUCUAACAUAGAGGCCAGGUAG